AUGGAGGAAGCCUCGACAUCGCCGCCAGAGCGGCAAGCACAUCAUGAAGUGGAAGGAGCCGCCACCAACGCAGGCGAUGCGUCCACUGGCGAUGGUUCCAUUUUACCACGUCCUGACGGUACCACGAACGACGAAGACACCGCAGGAACAGCAGAUCGUACGAAGUCCAGUGCGGGCUUGAAAAAGUCGAUUCUGCUGCAGCCCAUGCAGCGUCUCAAUUCAAACGUGAACGCGAACGAACUCUUCUACUUGGCAUGUCAAGCUGGAGACGUGCCGGUUGUGCGGUCUCAAAUGGACCGGGCAACAAGUGGAGGUCUCGACGACACACCGCUUUGUGUAGGGUGCGUCGAAGAGCGUCUGGAAGUGGUGUCCCUGCUGCUCGCCCAGCCUGCGAUCCAAGUGAACCUGUACAACUAUUCGCACCCUCCUCUUGCAUUAGCCACCGGUCUCGGGCACGUCGAAGUCUUCCAGCUCCUUCUCAGCCACCCAUCCAUCGACGUGAAUGUCGCCACAGCCAGGCUAACUCCGUUGAUUGCGGCGUGCGAAAACGGUUACUUGGCCACGGAUAUCGUCAUCCGCGUCGUCAUCUGCAUCCUGCCAAAUUUAGUCACUCGCAUCGUCACCUGCAUGGACACAUUUUUCGUCAUCUGUGUCGUCGCCCGUGUCGUCGUCAGCAUGAUCGCGGAUUUUGGCACCACUUGGGGCCAAAUUUGCGUCCAAAUCGUGCACUUUAUGCCUUCGAAACCGCGAUUUGGACCAAAAUUGGGUCCAAAUCGUGGGGGUUUCGACUCAGCGUAUGUGUCUCACGUGGCGACAUCGGCCAAAGUGUGGGAGCUCCUCAUCGACCGUUACGAAGCCCGAACGUAUGCCAACGUGUCGCAUGUCAUCCACGAGCUCAAUAGCAAGGUGCACGUGGCCGGAACGCCAAUGUAG
Messenger RNA from Aphanomyces invadans, 933 nucleotides. RefSeq lists its product as hypothetical. The record is from RefSeq and is a predicted model, not a curated record. Gene Ontology annotation, molecular function: protein binding. The transcript is spliced from 6 exons. Bases 1 to 933 code for a protein of 310 amino acids. NCBI's taxonomy places the organism in Eukaryota, Oomycota, Saprolegniomycetes, Saprolegniales, Verrucalvaceae.